Messenger RNA from Pieris macdunnoughi, 285 nucleotides. The record is from the annotation of a GenBank genome assembly. NCBI's taxonomy places the organism in Eukaryota, Metazoa, Arthropoda, Insecta, Lepidoptera, Pieridae.
AUGAACCUUUGCCAAGCUGGACCUUCUUCACCGCCCGCGGAUUUCCCAAGCCCCUUUGACCCUGAUGCUCUACCGCUCGCUUCUGGUGCCAUUAACGAGUGCAAUAACGAAACCAUAGAAACUUCAGUGUCUGCGGAAAUCCCCAGCCCCUAUAAAAGACAUUUUUAUUAUAAGAAAAAUAAAGAGGAACCAGACAGAAAACGAUCCACAAAAGAAAGAAUGCCUUCUAUAGUUUCGGAACACUUGUGUCAAGAAUAUUUUAAAAAGAAGUUAGCAAAAAAGUAA